Molecule: messenger RNA, 1689 nt
Organism: Colletes gigas
Lineage: Eukaryota; Metazoa; Arthropoda; Insecta; Hymenoptera; Colletidae
Product: probable inactive peptidyl-prolyl cis-trans isomerase-like 6
Exons: 10
Coding region: 58-1689 (543 amino acids)
Biological process (GO): protein peptidyl-prolyl isomerization
Molecular function (GO): peptidyl-prolyl cis-trans isomerase activity
Source: RefSeq, a predicted model, not a curated record
UUAGUCAUUGUUUAAAUAGAAUAGUGAGAGGAAGAUUUAAAUAUAUUUAGUAAUAUAAUGAUACGAAAUAAAGAUAAAAAUGGAUUAUCGAAAAAGCACUUUUCAAGUUUGGCUGAUGACGAUUAUGUUAGAAUUAAAGUAGUAGGUGUUAUAAAUACUGUUGCUUUUCAAAAGGCUCGAAUAUGGGCUGAAAAGUUACAUCAACAUUUACCAUAUAAAUUUAUAAGGCCACAAAUUAUAGAAAUGUUUCAAUUGAAUUGGGUUGAAUACAUUCAAAAACGAAAAAGGCAAAUUGGAGGUAAAAUAUGGUCGUUAAAGCAACCUGUAGCAGUCUUUAUAAAUGAUAAAUUUAUCGGUUGUGAUGUGAACCUUUUGCAUUAUAUAAGUGAGUUUUAUACUUUUUGUUUACCUAUUGGCAUAGGGUAUUAUGAAUCUCUUGCAGCAGAACGGUAUAAACAAUUUAUGGAAAAAUCCAAAAGAAAAUAUGUUUACUUUACAUUCACUGUAGAUGGUUGUACCAUUGGGUCAUUUAUAUUUAUGUUGUAUUCUGAUUUAUUACCAUUAACUUGCCAACAUUUUUUAAAUCUUUGUACUGGAUAUGAUGAUGUAACAAAAUGUUACAAUAAUUCUUACUAUAUAAAUACAUGUGUACAUCGCAUAGUAAAAAAUGGAUGGCUUCAAUGCGGCGGUAAAAUCUUAUUCGUCACAGGUAUUGCAUUACCCAAAAUAAACGAGGAAUCUGUAAGUAAUAUUACAAUACCUGAUGAAUCGUAUUGCAUUCCCCAUGACCGUCGUGGAGUCCUUUCAUUAGCAAAUAGUGGAAAACAUUGCAACGAAUCUCAGUUUAUUGUAUGCUUAAAACCUAAUCCUUGGAUGAAUUAUUUCUAUGUUGCUUUUGGUCAACUCGUGGACGGUGCAGAAACUUUAAAAAUUUUAGAGAAUAUGUCAACGUACUACGAACAUCCUAUAAAGCAAAUAGUAAUUUCAUGUUGCGGAGACUAUCUCUUUGUGGAUGAACCUAUAAUGGAGACAGAAUCAAAAGUUAUCUGUAAAUGUCGAUCAUCAAUAAGUGUUGACAGAGAAGAUAUGAAACUUAGUGAUAUUGCCUUUAAUUUUUAUUCUAACACAUCAUGGCUUGAUGAUAUUGUGGAUAGAAAUGUUUGUGACACAGCGUCGAUUUUAACGGCAGAACGAUAUUUGAAUGAUCUUUGUUGUCUUUCAAUUAAUUAUUUACCAGGUGCGGAUAUGUGUCUGUGUGAAGAGACUCGCCUAAUUUCUAAAAAAAACUAUGAUAUCACGAGUACAGACAUGCUUCGUGAAUUACUGUUAAAAUUUCAGCCUGAUUUAAUGACAGAGAAAGAAAAAUUAAUGUUUAUUGUAGAAAUUUCUAAAAUUAUUUUAGCUUAUAUCUUUUGUUAUAAAGAUUAUAAAUUUUGUUCGAAACAUAUCUCGAUUGAUACUUGUGAAAUUAUACAUACAAUAUUUGAAAUUGCACACAAAAUAGCGUCGAAAACUGUUGCAAAGACUGAAAUUUCACAUAAAUGUGGAGAUUUACAAACUGCUAAUAUAUUUGAAGCAAAGCAAGUCGAUUCUGAUAUACGUGUUUCGAAAAUUUGUACACCAUUAUUACAAGAUAUAUUAAAUGCAGCCAUAUUAUAUUUUAUGAAAACUUUUGAUAUAAAUCAAUAA